Messenger RNA from Pisolithus orientalis, 2769 nucleotides. RefSeq names its product ras GTPase-activating protein. Gene Ontology annotation, biological process: regulation of actin cytoskeleton organization; regulation of GTPase activity. The transcript has 10 exons. The record is from RefSeq and is a predicted model, not a curated record. Lineage: Eukaryota; Fungi; Basidiomycota; Agaricomycetes; Boletales; Pisolithaceae. Gene Ontology annotation, molecular function: GTPase activator activity; protein binding. The coding region runs from base 173 to 2488 and encodes 771 amino acids. Gene Ontology annotation, cellular component: cell cortex.
CCCAGCCACUGCAUUCCACCUCCACCCCACUAUCAGUUCUUUGUUGUUAUACCCGCUAGCUCAGCCUGUACAUCCCGGCCAUCAUCCAUCUCUCCUGCCACGACGGUGGCCAACAUCUUUUGACACCGCCCACCUCAAUCCAACCAUCAAUUUAACUGUCGCAACAACUGCUAUGGCCUUCGUUGACCAACAACCGACCUCCCCGGGAUCUGUCAUGGGAAGACGACUCACGAACAGAAACACGAAUCGAUACAGCGUGACCGCGCUGUUCAGCAUGGCUGCAGAGCAGGACGUGGAGGUCGAAGACGAUCUCGCAAGAGCCCAGAAACGGCUACGGGACCUCAAGGGAAAGAUAUCCUCCCAGUCAAAGAAAAAUUUCGUUCUCGAGCGCGACGUCCGCUAUCUCGACUCCAGAAUAGCACUUCUCAUUCACAAUCGCAUGGCAGAGGACGAACAACGCGAAGUGGAACGAACACUCGAGGAAGUGGAUCCGACGGAGGGUCACUACCCAGACGACCGUAAACUUCAGCAAUACUCGAACCUCUUUUUCCUUUUGCAGUCAGAACCUCGUCAUAUCGCAGCCCUCUGUCGACUUGUCAGCCUCUCCGAAAUCGACACCCUUCUCCAAACGGUCAUGUUCACGCUGUACGGGAACCAGUACGAAAGCCGGGAAGAACACUUACUCCUCACCAUGUUCCAAUCCGUCCUAUCCGCACAGUUUGAGACCGCAACUGAAUUUGGAUCCCUCCUCCGCGCCAACACCCCGGUUUCCCGCAUGAUGACCACCUACACUCGGCGAGGCCCGGGCCAAAGCUAUCUCAAGUCGGUGCUCGCAGAGCGCAUUAACAGCCUCAUAGAGCACAAAGAUCUCAAUCUCGAGAUUAACCCCGUCAAGGUCUACGAACAGAUGAUCAAUCAAAUUGAAGAGGAGACCGGCUCACUACCGCCAAAUUUGCCCCGUGGUGUACCCCCGGAGCUCGCAGCGGAGAACCCGGACGUCCAGGCCAUUAUCGCACCACGCCUCACGAUGCUAAUGGAAAUCGCCAAUAGCUUCCUUGUCACUAUCAUCGAAAGCAUGGAGACCGUCCCGUACGGCAUCCGGUGGAUAUGUAAGCAAAUCAGAAGCUUGACCCGGCGCAAGUAUCCGGAAGCAACGGAUUACGCCAUAUGUUCCUUAAUAGGAGGCUUCUUCUUCUUGCGUUUCAUCAACCCUGCGAUAGUUACGCCUCAAGCCUACAUGCUUGUGGAUUCCGUGCCCGCAAAGCAUCCCCGUCGAACGCUGACCCUGAUAGCAAAAAUGCUUCAGAACCUCGCCAACAAGCCCUCUUACGCCAAAGAAGCAUACAUGAUCACACUAAAUCCGUUCGUGGAGAACAACAAGGCCCGUAUCAACCAAUUCCUCAAUAAUUUGUGCGAGGUCGGCGACUUCCUUGAAUCUCUCGAGAUGGAUCAAUACAUGGCCUUAUCGAAGAAAGAUUUGGUCAUCCACAUCACCAUGAAUGAGUUGUACAACACCCACUCCCUGAUAUUACAGCACAUCGAAACCCUCUCUCCAAAUGACAAACAACAUCUCCGUAUCCUUACGGAUGAGCUAGGUCCAGCACCCGCCCAAGUCCCCCGAAAAGAGAAUCGUACCAUCGAACUCAAUCUCUACAGCCGUUGGGAGACCCCCGUACAAGAUCUGCACACCGCUCUCAUGGACUCUGUCUCACAAAGCGAAAUGCUCUAUAUGGAGACCAAGUCCAUCCUCGUUCAACUCAUACGUUCACUCCCUGGCGCUGCUGACCAGCAGCCGUACAACCUUGCAGCCAUCGCGGAACGGGCAGCCACCACGAGGGAUGCAACUCUCGUUCGCAAGGGAAUUAAGGUGAAGGAGAUGCUUCGCGAGCUGGAGGAGAUUAAGAUUAUCGACUCGGCGGAUGGGCACAAGCUCAUGCGAGAAGAAGUUGCUGCUGAGCUUGCCCACCUUGGCAAUUUGCGAGAGAAGGUACUGCUCGAAACCAAGUCUCUCGAGGCAGUAUACAAGACGAUCUGCGACCACAACAGUUACUUGCGUACCCAACUCGAGCAGUACAAGGCUUACCUGCAGAAUGUCCGCCUAACGACUAGCAAGGAUAAAGGCAGCACGAUAGGUGUUGGAGUUAUCACUGUAGGUGGCAAGGAGAGAAAGCCUUCGAAAGCUGUCGUUCUUGGACCGUAUCGCUUUACGCAUGCGCAACUUGAGAAGGAGGGUAUCAUCGUCGAGAGCAACGUGCCCGAUAGCCGGCGUCCUAAUAUUUACUUUAACAUCACGUCGCCUUCGCCGGGGGCGUUUAUCAUAUCAUUACACUAUAAAGGUCGCGAGAAAGCCAUCCUCGAGAUGGACCUCAAGAUAGACGACUUACUAGAGAAGCAAAAGGAUAACAAACACCUCUUAGAUCUCGAGUACGUUCAGCUGAACGUACCCAAAGUUUUGGCUCUUCUUAAAAAGGUUUUUGCAAAACGGUGAUCGAUUGCGUUAUGGUGUCCUCCCUCUACCUACUUAUCUUGGAGAAUUCCCGCUCCAUCUCGUUUUUAUGUCAUAUUGAAUACUUGUUAUACCUGUCACUCGUUUUUUUUUUUUCGUUCUAUUUCCCAUUUCUCUUUUAGUAUGGCCACCUCUUCGUACUUGACUCCCUGUGACUUUGUUGGAUGUAUUACCCCACACCAAGUGUAGUUAUGUAUGUUUCUGGAUACCUGUCUCUUUACUCCAGUGGAACUUUCGCUCUGUCUCUCGUGCAUGCGGCCGAC